This is a messenger RNA of Volvox carteri f. nagariensis, 690 nucleotides long. RefSeq lists its product as uncharacterized. The record is from RefSeq and is a predicted model, not a curated record. Lineage: Eukaryota; Viridiplantae; Chlorophyta; Chlorophyceae; Chlamydomonadales; Volvocaceae. The transcript has a single exon. Bases 1 to 690 code for a protein of 229 amino acids.
AUGUUCCGGGGCGGGCCGUUCCGCAAGUUUAAGGCGUGGGUCGCGUGCGGCAACGGUGACAGUCCCGACGCCGGACGCGUGGAGCUCGCCAUCAGGGAAUCCGCUCCCGACGACUUCGUCGCUCAGCUACAAGCAGCGGCCGAUAGCAGCACGCCCCUUUACGUGUAUGGUGCCAAGAUCAGCCCCUCCAAUAGCAAAGCUUAUAUGAAUAGCGUCUUCCUCAGCGGCUCGCUUGUAGCAGCAGCGAGUGCCCCCGGCAAACGCCCUCCCAAACGAGUGCACACCUUCCAGGCGGCUGUUCAGCGAACUACCGCGGCCACCGUGCCCGCCGACACAACUGAUAUGGUAUUGGCUUGGGAGCAGCGUAGCCGCAGUGCCCUUGUUUUACCGUCGGAUGGUCCACACACCUCGGCCACCCUGUCACCCAACCCCACUUCUGUCACUGUAGUCGGCUCACUACCGGUCCUCCCGCUCGUCCUCACAAUCGGCAGCCGCAGUUAUCCGGUGUGCACCGACAGCAUCGCCGUCAUGCAACAGUUGCCGAACUACGACGAGUUCUUCGGCAGCGCCAGCUUCGCAGACGAUAAUGAUCGUAUGGCGUACGCUGCUUACGACUCGUUCACCGUCACCGGUACCAUCACCACCAAGACAGAAGGUCGAACAACGUUCAUCACGGCUCUGCAGGAAUGA